Acomys russatus (golden spiny mouse) is the source of this 924-nucleotide messenger RNA. Its product is annotated as olfactory receptor 4A5-like. The transcript has a single exon. NCBI's taxonomy places the organism in Eukaryota, Metazoa, Chordata, Mammalia, Rodentia, Muridae. The record is from RefSeq and is a predicted model, not a curated record. Gene Ontology annotation, molecular function: olfactory receptor activity; G protein-coupled receptor activity. Bases 1 to 924 code for a protein of 307 amino acids. Gene Ontology annotation, biological process: G protein-coupled receptor signaling pathway. Gene Ontology annotation, cellular component: membrane.
AUGAGAGAGAACAGUAAUAUUACAGAAUUUAUCCUGCUGGGCCUCACUCAGGAUCCUGCUGGGAGAAAAGCAUUAUUUGUCAUGUUUUUACUCAUCUACAUUGUGACGAUGGUGGGCAACCUGCUCAUUGUGGUGACCAUCAUCACCAGUCCUUCCCUGGCCUCCCCGAUGUACUUCUUCCUUGCCUCUUUAUCGCUCUUGGAUGCUCUUUUCUCCACUGCCAUCUCACCCAAGUUGAUUAUGGACCUACUCUGUGAUCAAAAGACCAUCUCCUUCACAGCUUGUAUGAGCCAGCUCUUUAUAGAGCAUCUAUUUGGUGGUGUUGAUAUUGUCAUUCUGGUGGCGAUGGCCUACGACCGUUAUGUAGCCAUCUGUAAGCCACUGCACUAUUUAGCCAUCAUGAAUCGAAGGCUUUGCGUCACUUUGUUGAUAUUCGCCUGGACUGGAGGUUUUACACACUCCCUGAUUCAAAUUGUCUUUGUGUACAACCUUCCUUUUUGUGGCCCAAACGUCAUUGAUCAUUUCAUUUGUGACAUGUCUCCAUUACUGGUACUUGCCUGCACAGACACCUACUUCAUUGGCCUCACUGUCAUCGCGAAUGGUGGAGCCAUGUGUAUUGUGAUCUUCAUCCUCCUCUUAGGCUCCUAUGUGGUCAUCCUAAGGUCUCUUAAGACUCACAGUCAGGAAGGGAGGCGCAAAGCCCUGUCCACCUGCAGCUCCCACAUCAUGGUGGUUGUCCUCUUUUUUGUUCCAUGUAUUUUUAUGUAUGCCAGGCCGGUUUAUAACUUUCCUAUUGAUAAGUGCAUUACCGUUUUUUAUACAAUUAUCACUCCCAUGUUGAACCCUUUAAUAUAUACCUUGAGAAAUUCAGAGAUGAAAAAUUCUAUGGAAAAGCUUUGGAGUAAAAUGCUGCCUGCAGAUUAA